Talaromyces stipitatus ATCC 10500 is the source of this 837-nucleotide messenger RNA. RefSeq lists its product as uncharacterized. Bases 1 to 837 code for a protein of 278 amino acids. The record is from RefSeq and is a predicted model, not a curated record. Lineage: Eukaryota; Fungi; Ascomycota; Eurotiomycetes; Eurotiales; Trichocomaceae. The transcript has 2 exons.
AUGGGGGACACAUCUGAUAAGAAACCCUCCACCACCGAGGAAGGCGACCUCGAAGACGUCGAGCAAAAAUAUACCGAGUGCUAUGGCAGACUCCAAGCUGUAUCUCCGGGUGGCUCGUUCGAGACAAACUACGGUCUCGAGAUUUGCCGACUAUCUGCAUUGAUAACUCACUUCAACCGCUGGGGAACAGCCAUGGGAUUCACCAAGAUAUCGACCUCUUCGCCGUCAACGGAGGAGCGCUCAAAACGACUAUCCGGAAAUAGUGCAAUGGAAGAGGAAUCAGUCUUCAAAGACACGGCAACAGAGGAAGAAACCCGGACUCAAGACCCGAAGACCCAAAUUGCAAAGUCGACCGAAGGGGUACAAUCCUUGUAUGCAGGUUUGCAACGAAUCAACGUAUCCCGAGCACCGACGAAGGGCUUACCCGAGACAAAUAAUGUCUCCGUAACCGUCUACGAGAAGGAAACGUUCGACAUAAUGCUACAAACAGUGCACACUCAAAUCCACCGACUGAGCGAUCUUUUCCCAUCCCUGAAAAAGGAGCAAGGGUCGCUUGCUUCUGAUGAAGUCCAUGCUAUCAAGAAUGCCAGGAAGGAUAGUAUUCUAUGGCUCAAUGAGAUUGUCACUUCUGAUGAUUCCUUCCUUCGUGAAGCGCUGGACCAAGAAAUCGCCAAUAAUAGGGACUUUUAUACUGAUAUAGAAGUCAAGGAGAAAUUUCACGGCCAGUUCGGUAGCAAGUAUGCCAAGGGGGAACAGCCAAGCAGGCCGACGACUUGGAAGGGAAUCGUCGCUGGGGGAGAAGCAAAUGUUCAAUUUGGUAAUAUUUAUGGAUUGUGA